GAGUCGCUCUGUGUGACGUCACAAGGACGCGCCGGUAAACUGUGACUUGCUACGCAUUGCCGAGCGGAAAGAAGGAGCGGGGACAGCAAAGUCAACAUUUCUCUCGUGUGAAGCUUUCCCACAUUUGUAAUUUCUGGCCCACUAUACCAAGAGACGCAGCGCCAGCUGUGAGUGCUUGCGCGGCGUCCGCCUGUGCCGCCAUGACGGACAACAAGCGCCUGGCCUUCUCCAUCAUCCGCUUCCUCCACGAGCAGCUGCAGUCGGGCGAUCUGUCGUCCGGGGCACAGGAGAGCCUGGAAGUGGCCGUCCAAUGUCUGGAGACGGCCUUUGAAGUGUCUGCGGACGACCAGAGCCUCGCCGUCCCGCUCACGUUACCCGAGAUCUUCGCCUCCGCCGCUCGCCAGACCUCGCCGUCGCAGGGGAACAACAACAACAGCGUCGACGUCGGCGAGGAGCGGCGCACCGAGGCCGAGAGACUCAAGACGGACGGUAACGAUCAGAUGAAGGUGGAGAACUACGCCGCCGCCGUGGAGUUUUAUUCCAAAGCCAUCUCCCUCAACACGCAGAACGCCGUCUACUACUGCAACAGGGCGGCGGCGCUGAGCAAGCUGGGUAAUUACGCGGGGGCGGUGCAGGACUGCGAGCGGGCCAUCGCCAUCGACCCAAACUACAGCAAAGCUUACGGCAGGAUGGGGUUGGCGUUGGCGAGCCUCAACAGGCAUGCGGAGGCGGUGACCUUCUACAAGAAGGCUUUAGAACUGGACCCGGACAACGACACCUACAAGUCCAACAUGAAGAUCGCCGAGGACAAGAUGGACGCCACCAGUCCUAUGGCGGCAACGGGCGGCGUGGACCUGGCCGGACUGCUCAGUAACCCGGGUUUCAUGAACAUGGCGUCGUCGCUGAUGACGAACCCUCAGGUCCAGCAAAUGAUGUCGGGAAUGAUGUCGGGAGCGUACGGAGCCGGCGGAGCCGGGGGAGGCGGAGCCCCGGGACCCGCGCCGGCCGGAGAUUUAUCGGGACUCAUCCAGGCAGGUCAGCAGUUCGCUCAGCAGAUGCAGCAGCAAAAUCCGGAACUCAUCGAGCAGCUCAGGAGUCAAAUCCGCAAUCGCGCGCCGAGCGCCGGAAACGAGGAGCAGCCGUGACGCCGGCGCCGCGCCCGGUAACUGCCAACGGUGUGGCAUCAAAUGUGGCGCUUGGAGACAGAGGGGGGUGGGGGGGGUCCACAUCCGUGCCGCCAGGCCCGUCGAGG
This is a messenger RNA of Hippocampus comes (tiger tail seahorse), 1252 nucleotides long. It is a transcript of the gene sgta, whose product is annotated as small glutamine rich tetratricopeptide repeat co-chaperone alpha. The coding region runs from base 201 to 1145 and encodes 314 amino acids. Gene Ontology annotation, cellular component: TRC complex; membrane. Gene Ontology annotation, biological process: post-translational protein targeting to endoplasmic reticulum membrane. The record is from RefSeq and is a predicted model, not a curated record. Gene Ontology annotation, molecular function: protein binding; molecular adaptor activity. The transcript is spliced from 12 exons. NCBI's taxonomy places the organism in Eukaryota, Metazoa, Chordata, Actinopteri, Syngnathiformes, Syngnathidae.